Meira miltonrushii is the source of this 492-nucleotide messenger RNA. RefSeq lists its product as uncharacterized. The coding region runs from base 28 to 492 and encodes 154 amino acids. The record is from RefSeq and is a predicted model, not a curated record. The transcript has a single exon. Lineage: Eukaryota; Fungi; Basidiomycota; Exobasidiomycetes; Exobasidiales; Brachybasidiaceae.
UAACUUCAAACGCAUGCAAAUCUGAUCAUGAUGAUCUCUAUCUUUAAGCUUUUGUGCAUCUUGGCAUUGGUGGUAGUGUGCGUGGACUGCGUCCCAGUCCGUCCAGAUCGUUCAGACAGUCACACCCUUCCUUUCACAGGAGAACAAAUGGAAACCUUGCUGUUGGCUCAUCAAACUGCAAGGGUGCAUGAUCUUGUUGAUGAAUCCAAAGAACGACGUCCACAAACUCCAAGAAGGAAAUUUGUCGCGGAGCAAGAUUUGGCAAAAUACGAUCGUAAUCGUGAAUUUCAACAUCAAUAUGAGAAAGCAAGUGAAAUGGCACAUUAUCUUUUACACGAAAGACCGAUUCGACACUAUGAACAAAAGGAAAAGAUGCAACAGCAAAGUCUGGAGUUACAUCAAGCAGCACAUGUGCGUCCUUUGGCGAUAAUGGGUAGGAAUAUACAUGCUAAAGCAGCAGAUGCAUUAUUGCCCAAACACUUCCGAGACUAA